AUGAUAGCAGCUAUUGCAAUAAGUUUAGCCCUUUAAAUUCCACUUAAAUUUUCAAUGGACUAAGUCUGGAGAGUCAUGAGUGUGCUUUAACUCAUCGUCAAUUUGCCAUUUACUGGUGUACAACUCACUUCAAAUGUGUAUAUUUGCUUCCAAACGCUUAAAUAAAUUUCGUCUUUCUAGUUUAUUGAUUAAGAUACUAUCAAGGAUAUAAUUACAAAGCAUAUAGAUAAUUAAGAACCUGAAGGAUAAUUAAGUUUUUACAAGAAUUAAAAGAUGAGAUCUGGGUUGGAGGAUACCUUAGGCCAUUAAUUAUUGGGUUUUUAGAUCUAACCAUAAAUCUAACAUUGUCCUUUUAUUAUUCUCUUUCCUUUUAAUCCUCUCGAUUAUUCCAGUUUUAGUGCUAAUUUUCCUAAACAAAAAUAGGACGCAGUUAAAUCAAAGGACAUUCUAUUAAAAAUAUGGAUCAUUGUGAAAUCGUAGAUGAUAUUUAUUUGCGAAACUAGAUUGGGCUUGCGAUUUUGA
Messenger RNA from Stylonychia lemnae, 522 nucleotides. The record is from the annotation of a GenBank genome assembly. NCBI's taxonomy places the organism in Eukaryota, Ciliophora, Spirotrichea, Sporadotrichida, Oxytrichidae.